Messenger RNA from Brassica rapa (field mustard), 1446 nucleotides. Its product is annotated as aluminum-activated malate transporter 10. Lineage: Eukaryota; Viridiplantae; Streptophyta; Magnoliopsida; Brassicales; Brassicaceae. Gene Ontology annotation, biological process: malate transport. The record is from RefSeq and is a predicted model, not a curated record.
AUGGCAUCAAAAGAAGGAGCAGGGAACCUAGAGUGGAUGAUAAAUGUUGACAAUGGAGCAACCGAGAGAUUGGUUCCUAAAUCAGGACCUAGUAUAAGAAUCUUUCUUUGGCUAAAGGGUUUAGUAAUGAAGGUAAUUCUGGAGCGACUCUCAAAGUUUAUGAGGAAGACCUGGAAGAUUGGGGCAGAUGAUCCGGCAAAAGUGGUUCAUUGUCUGAAAGUAGGACUUGCACUUUCAUUAGUCUCAAUCUUCUAUUACAUGAGACCUUUGUAUGAUGGAGUUGGAGGAAAUGCUAUGUGGGCUAUCAUGACUGUUGUAGUCGUCUUUGAGUCCAAUGUCGGAGCAACAUUCUCAAAAUGUGUGAACAGAGUGGUGGCAACUAUAUUAGCUGGAUCACUAGGCAUUGCUGUUCACUGGGUUGCAAAUCAAUCAGGAAAAGCUGAGAUUUUCGUCAUUGGAUGCUCUGUUUUUCUCUUUGCUUUCGCAGCUACUUAUUCGCGGUUUGUGCCUUCAUUCAAAGCCAGAUUCGACUAUGGAGCGAUGAUCUUUAUCCUCACAUUUAGCCUUGUCUCAGUAGGCGGUUACCGAGUAGAUAAGCUGGUUGAUAUGGCUCAGGAAAGAGUAUCAACUAUUGCUAUUGGAACAUCUAUUUGCAUUAUCAUCACUGUCUUCUUCUGUCCAAUAUGGGCAGGAACUCAGCUUCAUCGCCUUGUUCAACGUAAUUUUGUAAAACUUGCUGACUCAUUAGACGGCUGUGUAGAAGAGUACUUCAAGAAGAAAGACAUCUCAACGAAUGAGAAUCAAGAUGAAGAGACCAACAUGAAGUUGCAAGGAUUCAAAUGUGUACUAAACUCUAAGGGAACAGAGGAAUCCAUGGCGAAUCUAGCUAGGUGGGAACCUGCACAUGGAAGUUUUAACUUCAGGCAUCCAUGGCAACAAUAUGUAAAGAUAGGGGCAGCUAUGAGGAGAUGUGCUUAUUGCCUUGAGAAUCUUAGUACAUGCAUGAGCUAUGAAACAGAGGUACCAGACAAGGUCAAGAGGCAUUUCGGAGAUGCUUGUCUGAAACUGAGCUCAGCUUCUUCAAAAAUCUUGAGAGAAUUAGCAGAUAUGAUGAACAAUACAAGAAAAUCUUCGAAGAUGGAUUUCUUGGUGUUUGAUAUGAACUCAGCAGUACAAGAGCUUCAAGAAACCUUAAAGACUGUUCCAGUUAAAACCAACAAACCCGAAGAAGAAGUUCCAAACAACAAUGAAGACAGAACCAUGUCGAUGAGCCUACAUGAAGUCCUUCCUGUUGCAACUUUGGUUUCGUUGUUAAUCGAAAAUGCAGCUAGGAUUCAAAACACGGUCGAAGCAGUAGAUGAACUAGCAAAUCUUGCAGAUUUCAAACAAGAUUCAAAAAAGAAAACGGGAGACAACAAGGCUAAACAACCACCACAAAGUUCCUAA